Molecule: messenger RNA, 8274 nt
Organism: Branchiostoma floridae (Florida lancelet)
Lineage: Eukaryota; Metazoa; Chordata; Leptocardii; Amphioxiformes; Branchiostomatidae
Product: multiple epidermal growth factor-like domains protein 6
Exons: 39
Coding region: 1234-6132 (1632 amino acids)
Molecular function (GO): scavenger receptor activity; protein binding; calcium ion binding
Source: RefSeq, a predicted model, not a curated record
CAAGCAAUGCUGUGGGUUUAUGCAUAAUACAUCAAAGCUUAAUGUGUUAAAAGUUUUGAACAAGUAUCGUUUACUUCAAAGAGCGCCGACUUGUGUCUUACUUUUUGGGGAGCUCUUGCGACGUUUUCUUGAGGAAACCUGAGACAACGGAGACCCCGUGUGUACACAUCUUUUGUCACGAGCGGUGGCGGGUCACGUGACGGGGGUAUUCCUGAAAAAGCGGUGGUUAAAUUUGUAGGAAGGGGGGCAGGCAGGCUAGUAGGCGUUUGUAUCUGUGCGUGCCGACGGGGUCCUGAAAGCGACCCGCUUGUUAUGUUGGAAUGCCCUCUGGACUGGUCACACCAAGAGUCAAGCCGGGAAAAGUGCUGAUUUGAGCCCUGAGGAUUUGCAAGAUCGCGGUGGUUGCACCGGUGUGGGAUUAAACUGUGAAGUUUAGGACGGAAGGAGAGGAUACAGUUGUGUGUGUGCGGGGCUGCGUCGGGCCCAGACGAGAUCAGGUCUCUCCGCUAAGCCCUGUUGGAUUCAGCGGUUGGCGUUUCGGAAACCGGACAGGAAGGGGUGCAGUGUUAUUCUGUGCGGCUGCCCCCGGGCAUUACGUAUUUGUGUGUGGCGGUGCUGCUUUCUUGAUAUUUCCUCCCGUCGGCUGUCAGUUGAAGUCAGACCACCGCACGAGCACCAGCACAAACCUUUGGUGCUGUCCUCUCUCUCAGUCUUAUUAUCGCGGAGGUCUCUUUUUGGCGUGUGGCCCACUCGGGUAUAAUUCAAAAUUCUCCCUCAGGAUAUCGACAAUCGUCGCCGUGGUAUCGUCGCUGAAGGAGUCAGUAAUCAUAGACCGUAGACCUAAGGCCAGUGUCGCGGCGAGCCUUGUUGUGUCGUCUCCGUGCUAGACGGCCUUCUAAGCACCCUCUUCUUAUAUAAUUUGGCGGUUUGGGAUUCCAUUCGGGCAAGAGAAGAGGUUUUAUCAACAGACAAGAAGUGGAGACCACUCGAAACAGUUUACCCUGCCGACGAUUCCUGACAUUUUUUCCCGUGUUGGUUUUCUGAUACCGGUUCUCUUCGGGCACUUUGCGCCUAUUCGUGAAGAGUUCGCACCACUAGCGUACGGUACAGAACACAAGUCCACUCGGGUCGGGCCUGUGUUGUACUCCAUAUAUUGGCAGCGGUACAACUGGCGGAGUUUUAGGAAGUCAUCUGUUUUUUUUCGUACGGCUCUAUAGCGGGAUAUUUGCUACAAUGAAGUGGAGAGGCGUACAGGAUUUGUUCUGUUACUUCGGACUGUGUUUGCUUUCUGUAGGCCUGAGGGAGACCCUCGCCAACAACUACCAGUACCAACUGUACGCAGACCAGCCUAACGUGUGUCCGUACCAGGAAGUAGCGAUGGUGGGGCAGAGGGAGCCGUGUGUCCGCGCCUUCACGCGCACAGUCAAGGUGUGGAAACCGAACUGUGGCUCGUACCAAGACUGGUGUGUGGGGUAUGAGAGACGAACGGCAUACUACACGGCGUAUCGGCAGGUGUACCGGUCCACAUACCAGACCAACUAUCGCUGUUGCCAGGGCUACCAGCAGCUGAACCGAGAACCGGGAUGCAUGUAUCCCACCUGCAGCAGUGGGGUGUGCUUCAAUGGUGGAAGAUGUAACGGCAACUACCGCUCCCAGCAGACCUGCACCUGUCCCAGCGGAUUCAAGGGACCCAGGUGCCAGUAUGAUGACAACGAGUGUGCACUGCGAAACGGAGGAUGUCAGGACGGCUGUUACAACACCAUCGGCAGCUUCUACUGCAGGUGCCGCCCUGGGUACAAGCUGGCUGAGGACGGCAAGACGUGCGAAGAUGUUGACGAGUGUAAGAUCCACAACGGCGGCUGUCAGCACCAGUGUGUCAACAGACAGGGCGGCUUCUACUGCGAAUGUCCCGAGGGGCAGCGACUACACUCCGACGGAAGGAGUUGCAUAGCUACGGUCAGGCUGGCUGUGGAAGUCUUACCACUGAGGGAAGAAAAUGCCACGUCUGAGCCAGCUGCCAACAGGUGUUCGUACAACAACGGCGGCUGCCAGCAGCUCUGCGUGCCAAACGGCUAUGGUCGACACUACUGCAGCUGCCAGAACGGCUACACCCUGCAACGGGAUGGAUCCACUUGUGAACUGGCCGACCCGUGUAGGGACGGUAGGAAUGGCGGCUGCAUGCACCAGUGUGUUCCCUACAGCGGGCGGACAGAGUGUCGCUGUUACCCCGGCUACCGCCUGGCGCCGGACCGCAAAACCUGCCAAGAUAUUGACGAGUGUGCUUUGAACAAUGGCGGUUGCGCCCAAGGCUGCGAGAACGUGCCCGGCUCCUUUGUCUGCAAGUGCAGCCCUGGGUUCCAGAGAGGCACCGAUGGGAAACAAUGCUACAGGAUUGGGAUGGAGAUCAUUGACUCCUGCGUUCCCAACAAUGGCCGAUGCUCAGACAUCUGUAGACACACCUCCAACGGACCUGUGUGCGAGUGCAAGGAUGGAUACAAGCUGGACUCUGACAACAGGACAUGCAUUGAUGCUGAUGAGUGUACCGACGGCAGCUCCUGUUGUCAGCAAAUGUGUAACAACAACCCCGGCGGCUACUCCUGCACCUGUCACUCAGGCUUCCGCAUCAGGAAGGAUGGCUGCGAGUGUGAAGAUAUAGACGAGUGCUCAGCAAACAACGGAGGAUGCGACCAUAUAUGUAGGAACUCUGAGGGUAGUUUUGAGUGUGAGUGCCGGGGAGGCUUCCUCUUGGACUUUGACAAAGUCACUUGUCUUGCCAACCCCUACCUGCCAACUGAGAUCCCCUUACAGCCAAUCAUCAAGCUUGCUCCAACAAACAUUGAGCCCGUUCUGUACCCGUACCCGGCGGAAAACAACGGAAACGAUGCACUCAUCGGUGCACCAAUCAGACAACAAUGCGCCCGCGGUACGUUCGGGAACCAGUGCCAGCUGACGUGCGAGUCGUGUCUGUUCGGAGGCGUGUGUAACACAGAGGGUGACGGCUGUGACUGCCCUGCCGGACGGGCCGGACUGGUCUGCAAUGAGACUUGUGAUGCUGGUUUCUAUGGGAUGAACUGUAAGAGUGAGUGCAUCUGUCAGAACGGAGGCACAUGUAACCCUGAGGACGGAUCCUGCACCUGUCCGCCCGGCGUGAAGGGAGUCAACUGUGAAGAUGGUUGCCCUGCUGGCUUCUAUGGCCAGAGGUGUGACAAGAAGUGUAACUGUGCCAACAACGGCAGGUGUCAUCGCGUCUUCGGCCACUGUCUGUGUGAACCAGGCUUGUAUGGGAAAUACUGCCACCUCAGCUGUCCUGUGUUCUCGUAUGGCUAUGGAUGUUCGGAGGAAUGCGACUGUGUUCGUGACCAUGCCACAGCCUGCGAGCCCAGGCUAGGGACGUGUCUGUGCAGACCGGGCUAUGUUGGGACAAGAUGUGAAAACAAGUGUGAUCCAGGGUUCUUCGGAGAAGGGUGUAAACAGAAAUGCCAGUGUCCUGAGGGAACAGAGUGUAACCAUGAGGAUGGAAGCUGCCAGAGGCAAUGUCCCGCCGGCUUCUACGGUCAGGACUGCGACAAACCUUGUUCCAAGGGAAGAUAUGGGCCCAACUGUGUGUAUAGCUGUGACUGUGGAAUCGGAGACUGUGACAAAACCACAGGGGACUGUAUCUGUAAGGCUGGCAAGACUGGACCUCAGUGCACAGAGAACUGCCCAGAGGGACGUUGGGGCAUCAACUGUAGAAACGACUGUUCCUGUCAGAAUGGAGCGACCUGUAACAUCAUCAAUGGGGAGUGUGAAUGUCAGCCGGGGUACUUCGGACGCACUUGCACCGAUAUUUUAACCUCAGGAUGCCCAGUUGGCAGAUAUGGCAUCCAGUGCAGGUUCCAGUGCCAGUGUGAGAACGGGGGAGAGUGUGACCCCGAGACAGGAAAUUGCCGCUGUAAGCCGGGCUACACUGGAACAUACUGCAGAACAACCUGUGGCCUGUUGAAAUGGGGCGCUAACUGUGAGAACACCUGCUACUGUGACAACAGCGCUGCGUGUGAUGCCAUCACUGGGCAGUGUCUGUGUGAGUCAGGAUGGACCGGAGAGAGAUGUCAUCUACCCUGCCCCCAGGGUCUGUAUGGUCCAGGCUGCCUGCGGGAGUGUUCGUGUGAGCACGGCGCUCAGUGUGACCACAUCAGCGGAGCGUGCGUCUGUACGGAGGGCUGGAGAGGAACCUACUGCGAAAGAGCUUGUCCUGAUGGUUUCUAUGGCCUGGGCUGCCAGGAGAGAUGUACCUGUAAGAACGGCGCCAGGUGUAACCACAUCAACGGGGACUGUACCUGUCCACCGGGGUGGCUCGGAGAGGAGUGCGAAAUACCCUGUCAGGGAGCGACCUGGGGUGAAGACUGCACCAACCAGUGCAGCUGUCAGAACGGAGCCACCUGUAACAACAUCAAUGGGCAGUGUCUCUGUCCACCUGGCUUCCGGGGGAAACAAUGUGAACAGGAAUGCCAGGCUGGUUAUUAUGGAGUGAACUGUGCCCAGCGCUGCAUCUGUCGUAACGGCGGGGACUGUAACCCCGUCACAGGGUCAUGUUCCUGUUCCUCUGGAUACAGGGGCAUCGCUUGUGAACUCAAGUGUGACCCUGGCACAUUUGGCGUGUCCUGCCGAGAGGUGUGCGACUGCGAGAACGAGGGAACAUGCGAUGCGGAGACCGGAAAAUGUCGCUGCAAGUCUGGCUUCCUGGGAGAGAAGUGUGAACAAAGAUGUGAGGAGGGCUACUUUGGAGAGGGGUGUAAACAGAAGUGUCAGUGUGAACACGCAGCAUUCUGUAGUCCUGUGAACGGGCGCUGCACCUGCUUGCCAGGCUGGAGGGGCCGGCGAUGUAACAAAGCCUGUGUGACUGGUUUCUAUGGUUACGACUGUGAGCAGAAGUGCAGCUGUCCGAACGGCCGUCCGUGUCACCACGUCACCGGCAACUGUAAAUGUCCACCUGGCUUCAGCGGAGACGCCUGCGAACGACCCUGCCCUGCUGGCACCUGGGGCGACACCUGUAAGAACUUCUGCAGCUGCUACAACGAGAACACCCGCUGUAACCGUGUCACCGGGGCAUGUGACUGCAAGAAUGGCUUCAAGGGAGAGAACUGUGAUCAAGUGUGUGAAGCCGGCACGUAUGGCCAGGACUGUGUCCACACCUGUGACUGCGAGAACGGUGGGGAGUGUGAUGUCAAGACUGGCAAGUGUACCUGUCUACCUGGCUGGGUGGGGCCCAGGUGUGAACAAGAGUGCCCUCCCCACAAGUACGGGCUGAACUGUGAGCAGUCAUGUGACUGUCAUAACGGCGGGAGCUGCCAUCAUGUGUCGGGGGUGUGCAGCUGUCCCGCAGGCUUCUACGGCAGCAAGUGUGAAACACCAUGCCCUGUAGGCAGGUUUGGCGUAGGCUGCAGCUCCGAAUGUGAGUGUUUGAAUAACGGGCUGUGUGACCCCAGGAACGGCACCUGUAACUGUGCAGUGGGAUGGACGGGCGACAUCUGUUCUCAAGAGUGUUCGUUUGGCAGGUUUGGUUCCAACUGCGAGCUGGACUGUAACUGUCAGAACGGAGCCGGCUGUGACCGGUUUACUGGCUGCUGCAAGUGCACCCCCGGGUUCUACGGACAGUUCUGUGAAAUGAGUUGUCCAGACGGUUUCUAUGGCGACCAGUGCCAGAAACCCUGUAACUGCCUGAACGGUGCGACCUGUGACCCCACCACUGGGCAGUGUUUGUGUCCAGCAGGAUUCAGGGGAGACUUGUGUCAAGAAGGUUGCCCAGCGGGUUUGUACGGACCGAACUGCCUGAAAUCCUGUGACUGUACAAGAACUGACACCACGUGUGACGCUGCCACUGGAAAAUGUCGGUGUCCACCGGGUUACGGGGGAGAAAAAUGUGAAAGAGAAUGCUAUGAGGGCGAGUACGGCCCAGACUGCAUGUACACAUGUGACUGUGAACACAGCGCUCGGUGUGAUGCUGUCACCGGCACCUGUCUAUGUGUCAACAGAUGGUACGGCUCCAGCUGCACUAUAGGAGGGCCAUUGCGGUCAGGACACACCGUCAUCAGGACAUUCUCUGCGUAUUCACUGGAAAGGGAGGAACUGGAAUCCGGCCAGACAGGAAGAUAAUAUGGAGACGUGAAAUUCGUCACAAAAAAAAAAAGAAACAAAAACAGAAAAUUCGUUCUUCGCUGGUAUGCACUGCACAGGGCGUCCGGAGUACUUGUUUGUGUGGAGUUGUUACAUGGUACAAAUGUGAUAUAUUAUAUCUAUAUAUAAUGUUAUAUUAUGUAAUGUGCAAAGCAAAUGCAGAUGUUGUCAAAGGAGAUAAAAACGUCUUAAGAAAGGUGGCAGGUAGAUAGAUAGUCUUAAAGUGUCUUCUCAAGGUGUCUUAUGUAAAAUACUUGCUUGGUAGGUGGCACAUGGAUUAUGUAGAGUGGGUACCAAAGAUAGCCUAAGCGUUUAUAGGGUUUUGAAACAGUAUAUAUACAAAUCAUGUCUAACCAAUUGUUUUAAAUGAGCUUUCCUGAAUAUACCAAGUCAACCCACAGAAGGUUCUGUGAUUUGGACCAAAAUGCUGUUAUGUGGAAGGUACUCAAAGAUUGCUAUAUAACGUAUUUGUGAAGAACGAGUUCAAAGCAAAACAAAUUUAGCUGGUCUUAUAACAUACACACAUGUACAUGUAAGUUUCCAUUUGUUUGCAUUUCUGAGAGUUAUAAGAAAAUGAUGAAUGUGUUGUAAAAUGUCUCAAAACAAGCUUGACUUUUUCACAUAAGUAGGAAACUAAUAGCCUCAAAGAGCCGUGUAAACUGAGGGGAACUUAUUUUUUCAUCCGAGUCACAGAAUAGCAAGAUGGUCCAACAUAUGUAUUGCCUGUAUGUAGCAUGUUUAUGUUUAGUAUACAUAUCUCUUAUAUCAGUAUUCUUGUACCAAUGACAAUUCCAAAGACACUAAAACUCAGGCAGAAAGAAGUCUUACAAUGUAUUGUUAAACAAUAGAUUCUUGAUCCUGAGUGGAUACUGAUAGUAAUAUUAUUGACUACACCAUUCACAUGGCUUGUCUGAAUUAUAUUAUACAAAGUAUAACAUUUAGUAUUACCCCUUUUGAAGACCAUACAAAUACUCCUUGGAAAAGCAACAAGAAGGAAAAACUUUUAAACGCAAGGUACUUGAUACUAGAAAUGAAGAACGCGGAAGCGAAACGUUGAUGUCUCUAGCAACGCAGGUGAAAGUGUUUUUCCAAGGAGUUGUCUUGUUGUGUUGUAAUUGUGUAAACAACUGUUUUCUUGUAAACAAGGAUACGUGGAACAAGAGGUAAUAUUUAUUCUCCAUGUUACACUAGGGCACACACAUUGUGAUGCAAUGGUUAUGUCAUGAAUAUGUUAAUAUCCUCACAUCAGGGCACAGAGUUAUUCUAUAUGGACGAAGAGUGGAUACCACUCAGUUAUUAUCUAUAUUUCUGAUGGUGCUGUUUUGUAUUCUUCCUUACAUAGACUUGGGUAACCCAAAAUGUACCUUAUUGUGUAUCUUAACCUCUGAAGUUAAAUUCUACAGGCAAGCGUCUGUAGGUUUUAAUUAUGUUUUAAAGUUUUUAAACUCUGUAAGUUCUACACAGAGAAAAUUUUUAGGUAUCAUUGACAUUUUAACCUAAAAGAAUUUUAUGUUACACUUAUAUAUUCAAACAUGGUCCAACAGUUGCAUUGUUUUGUCUUCCUGGAAAGUUGCCCAAAGGGAAAGAAUUUGUACAUUUAUUUGUCAUUUUGUAUAGAACUUUCUUGUUAUAUUUAGAAUUGUAACCAUACCAUAUUGUACUAUUAUUUUGUUGUCUUUAAUGUAUCAUUUUUUGUAGUUAGCCAUAUUUUGUUGGAUUUUGGAGCUUUGCUAAAUAUUUUAUUUGUAUGAAGAUGACACGCUAUGCUAGCGCUCUUGCUGUUUAUGCUAAUGAGGGAUUGAUAUAUCUAAACGAGUAUAUGCCAUCACCCCUGAUGCGUCGCCAAAAACACAAACCAGGGUAUGCUAAUUAGGGAGAUGAUCCAUAGUGAUUGGCUCCUUCCUAACCAAUCAGGAAGCCUAAAGCCAUUUGGAACAGGUAUUAUGUUGAAAAAUUGACCACUAAGUCUUCCUGUAAAGGCCACUUUAUACACUCAGUAAUAUACACAAGCAUAAAUUGAAAAGGUUUCGUAAGCAUUUAAACAUCACAUUUCUCCCACCAUUUUGAUUGUAGAUAUUUGGAUCAACAAUAAACGGUGCUUGGGCAGUAAACACUGCAAGA